AUGACUUUGACUUGUCAGCAUAGAUCUGGCUUCUUUAAUAUUAGUUUUGGAAUCUGCAAUAUGGGUCUAGCAGUGCUGAUGUUUCUGCUGCUGCUGCUGCCUGCACUAAUCAGGAGCAGCCAUGAGUUCGAGUGUGGCAUAGCAGUGUCUCUACCUCGUGUUGUCCUCACUAAUGUGCCUUUCACGUUGAACAUCACCCUUCCCCCGUUUCUCCCUGACAACGAGGCGAUUCCUGAGAAGGUGUGGUUUACAGUGGAUGGAGCGACGUAUGAGGACCUCAACUACACCGCCACUAGGGACAGCAACGGCACAGCACACCUUACACUACUGCUCAAAAACUCUCUAGUUGGCUACAAUGGUUACCACACUCUGGAGUUCAAUAUCAGUCGAAUCUCUGACACUAGUGAUCCCGAGCAGCUCAUUUGCCCACCAAUUAGUCAAACACUAUUGGCCAUCCCUGGGAUUCUGACAUUGUUAGCUCCGAUAGUGACUGCAGUGCUGGCCAUAGUAUUCAGACAGGUGAUACUGGCCUUGCUUGUUGGAAUUUGGAUAUGUGCUUCGUUUGCUAAUGAGUACAAUCCACUUGCUGGUAUUGUGAGAACUUUAGAUUUGUACAUAGUGGAUUCCUUAGCAUCCCCAAGCCAUGCAGCAAUCAUUGUCUUCUCAUUCUUCCUGGGGGGUCUCAUUGGAGUAGUACAGAAAUCUGGUGGGGGUAUUGGCUUGGCACGACUACUGUAUCGAUUCACCAACUCCAGGAGAAAAGCCACAGUGGUUUGCGUCACUCUAUGCCUGCUCAUUUUCUUUGAUGACUAUUCUGCUGUGCUCAUACCAGGGAACAGCCUCAGAUCAGUAAUGAGCAGUGCUGGUGUGAGCCAAGAGAAGUUUGCCUUCAUUCUGCAGAGUGUGGGUCCUGCUAUGGCCAGUAUGGUGCCAGUGUCAAGCUGGAUUGGUGUGGAGGUUGGGUAUGUACACAGUGCAUUUGACAAUGCGAUGUGCAAAGCACAGUGUAGUAACAGCAGCAACUCUUAUGUGCCUGAUGCCUUCAUACUGGUUGUUGAGACAAUACCGUAUCGCUUCUUCCCACUGAUGAUGCUGUUCUGUGUGGUGUUGGUGAGUGUGCUUGGUCGGGACUUUGGGCCCAUGCUUACUGCUGAGAGAAAUGCCACCCCUGCUCCCCCUCAUGAAGGACGUGUUGACGAGGAGCAACCUACUGUGAUGAAGGCGAACUCCCUUAAUGACACCGGAGAGUCAUCAGAAGAUUCAUACUCUGGCCCUCUGGCUCCCAAAAAAGGUGUUCCAAAGAGAUGGUACAAUGCAGCGGUACCGUUUUUGAUAGUAGUCAUAACAACACUUGUGGGCAUGAUAAUGGGAGGCAGACAGGCAAUCCUGGACCAGCCAGAGGAGAGAAGGAUUGACAUGACUAUAGUUAACAUCUUCACGAUGGCCGACUCGGUUUCUGCCCUUAUCUGGGCAUCUUGUCUAGCCAGUGCUGUCCUGUUUGUCAUGCUACGCCUACAGAAGAUACUCAAACUCUCUGAGUUCAUGGAGGCAUGGAUUGAGGGGAUCAAAGACAUAAUGGAGCCACUGUUAAUACUCUUGCUGGCCUGGGCACUUGGUGCCGCUAUUCAAGACACCCAUACCAACAACUAUAUUGCUCAGGUGCUAAAAGGUGGUGGAGUGUCGAUGAAGUACAUCCCUGUCAUUGUCACCAUCAUUGGGUUCACACUCUCCUUUGCUACUGGCUCGGCGUUCGGGACAAUGGGUCUGUUGUUUCCCUUGGUGAUUCCAACAGUUUGUCAGCUGUCUCGUUGUCAGAGGGGUCCUGCUCUCCAGGCAACAGCUGCCAUUCUCAGCUCUUCAAUUUUCGGAAAUGCAAUAUCUCCGAUUGCUGACAUCACUAUACUUACAACAGUAGCCAGCAAAUGCAAGCUAGUCCCACACAUCAAAACCAGUCUGCCAUAUAUAUUCCUAAUUGGAUUCAUCUCGCUGGUGUUUGGUUCGCUACCGGUGGGUGCAGGGUGGUAUCCAUGGUAUGGAGCCUGGAUCAUCAUGCCUUCCGUCCUCUGUGUCAUUUUUCUCAUGUUCUCUUCUAACUUCAUCGUAGAGGACUCAAGAUCUCUUUUUCGGAUCGCUUGCCCCUGUAUGUACACUGUUCCCGGGAGAUGGUUUGCGCUUCUGAAAGUGAAGUACCAUAGAAUAAUGAAGAAGUGUCCUCACAAGCUCAAAAGGUCCAGGAAACUUCAACAACUUGAUGAGUCGCCUAGUGAUGCUGAGAGUGCCGCUACUGAAACCGCUCCUCUUCUUCUCCCUCAGCUUGAAAAGAGGGAGCAAAGAGAGGUAUCAAGAACUCCAGUUGUGUGAUCCAAAGUGUACAUGCGUGUGUUAGUUGUUGUGUAGCUGUAGCUGUUUAGGUAUGAUUUAAGUUAUUGAAAUAUGGUACUAGUACGUAUCAGAUGGAAUUUCUUAUUGACAGCUAUCACUAUCAUGUGUUUUGGGUUUUCACUUUCUCUUUAUGCACUCAAUAAUUAAUGAGCCAGGCGUUUUACCUGCAUGUUUAUGAUCUUGUUUUAUUUGUACAUGUAAUUAUGCUCUUGCAGUAUCAGGCUAUGUUUUUAAUUUAUGAA
Halichondria panicea is the source of this 2624-nucleotide messenger RNA. RefSeq lists its product as uncharacterized. Gene Ontology annotation, cellular component: membrane. The transcript has 22 exons. The coding region runs from base 1 to 2361 and encodes 786 amino acids. The record is from RefSeq and is a predicted model, not a curated record. NCBI's taxonomy places the organism in Eukaryota, Metazoa, Porifera, Demospongiae, Suberitida, Halichondriidae.